Molecule: messenger RNA, 633 nt
Organism: Sitophilus oryzae (rice weevil)
Lineage: Eukaryota; Metazoa; Arthropoda; Insecta; Coleoptera; Curculionidae
Exons: 2
Coding region: 52-585 (177 amino acids)
Biological process (GO): intracellular signal transduction; cell surface receptor protein tyrosine kinase signaling pathway
Source: RefSeq, a predicted model, not a curated record
GGUCUUGGUCUCUUUCGACUCUAUGACAGUAAUGGCAAGACAAUGUGAGCAAUGAGUUGCGAGUCUAAGCAGAUGUGUCUGUGUUUCAAGGUAUUUUUUCGCGUGCUGGCCAACCUUAUCGUAAGAAUAAAGUCGGAAUUGGUAGAUGUCGUGUAUAGGAUGUGUUUGUUCUGUUGUUGCAAGAGAAGAGAAGAUAUAGCUGAGGAGGUUGAAUGCAAGCUGAUUAGGGAGUCAACCGAAUCUUUCUAUCAGAACGUCAGCAGAGAGGCAGCCGAAAAACUUCUCGAGAAUAAACAGAACGGGACGUUCAUUAUAAGACCGUCGAAAAAUGCCAAUUUGGCGACUUUAUCUUUGGUCCAGGACUGCAAGGUUUACCAUUUGAACGUCAGAAGACGGGAAAAGGACAGUUUGAUCGCCUUAGGGACGGAGAAGAGCAACGAGAAGUGUUUCGCUAAUUUGAACAGUCUCAUUAAUUAUUAUAUAAGUAAUUAUUUGGUUUUGUAUUCGGAGGGAACGAGGACUUUAACGUUACUGCUACCUUACAGGGACAAGAAUGAAAAUUAUAAUGAAGCAACGAUAAGUUGAUUUAGAGUAAUUAGUUAUUAAUUAUAUAAUUGAUUUAUAAAAUUACUA